GAAGAGAAAAUAUCUCAUGAGAUUAACGGUCUGAGGAUCCGGUGCAUAUGGGCAAAGUCCCCUUGAAUACACGGACAAAGCUCACAUGGCCAGUGGUGUCUUAGCUCCACUUUACGGCGGUUCUUCCUCAAUUAUCUUCUAAUAACCGCCAUCACAUGCGUCCAAGCUCCAAGAAUCAGCUCGAAUCUCACUGCAUCAUUUCCAUUCGGAUUAAAAUAAUCUAAAUAGAAUCAUUUCAAUGAUAUUUGGUUUUUUUUGAUCGUGAGAGCUAAGUAAAAUCACAUUCAUAAUGUGUUCGCUACAAAUUCCAAGUUUCAGAGGCUUUGAUCACUCUCCUUUCAACGGGAGCUUCUCUUCUUCGACGAAGAGGUUAGGAAAAAUUGAGAGUUGUUCGUCCUUUUGGGGUAAGGAAUUGUGUUUGAGCAAUGAACUGGCGGUUGAUAAGCGGUUGCCACGCCGAAGGAUUUCUAGGGUUAUCGCGAUGUCUGCUUCGAAUGUUUCGUCUUUCAAGAUGAAUUUGAACGAGUACAUGGUCGUACUGGAGAAGCCGCUCGGCAUUCGCUUCGCCCUCUCCGUUGACGGAAAGAUUUUCGUUCAUGCUCUCAAGAAGGGGGGAAAUGCUGAAAAGUCGAGAAUAGUUAUGGUGGGUGAUACUCUGAAAAAGGCGGGUGAAUCUAGUCUUACUGAGAUCAAGGACUUUGGUGAUAUAGAGAAGUUGAUGCAAGAUAACUCAGGAUCCUGUAGCCUUGUUCUUGAAAGACCUUUCUCCCCAUUUCCUAUCCACCAGUUGUAUCUUAUGGAUGAUGUUGAUAUUCUUUUCAAUAGAGGUCGUGUUCCUGUAGUCACUUGGAACAAGAAUUUGCUUUCCUCAAACUUAAGAACGUCGUGUGAGAGCAGUGGGAAUUCUGGAUUUGCCUCAUUUUCACCUAAAUUUCUUACUUCCCAAGGAUGGAAAGUUUUGGAUAGUCAAAAUGAAAUCAGAGAGCAAAAUGCACUGAACAAUACCCCUCCGAUACCGUUUAGUCCGCUUGUGAAUAUCUUCUGUGAGAGCAACACAGGAGAUGCUGAAUGGGCUCAUGGGAGUUUUCCAUUAGAAGAAUACAUAAAGGCGUUGGACCGAUCAAAGGGGGAGCUAUACUACAAUCAUGCUCUUGGUAUGAGAUAUAGCAAGAUCACAGAACAAAUAUAUGUUGGAUCAUGCAUACAAAGGGAAGCCGAUGUUGAGAUGCUGUCUAAUGUUGUGGGGAUCAAUGCUGUGCUGAACUUUCAGGGUGGAAUUGAGGCAGAAAAUUGGGGAAUCAAUUCAAAAGAAAUUAAUGAAUCAUGCCAAAAGUUUAAUAUCCUUAUGAUCAACUAUCCCAUAAGGGAGGGAGAUUCUUUUGACAUGAGGAAGAAACUACCAUUUUGCGUUGGCCUACUUCUUCGCUUGUUGAAAAAGAACCAUCGUGUUUAUGUCACCUGCACCAAUGGUUUUGAUCGAUCUCCCGCUUGUGUGAUUGCAUACCUUCAUUGGAUGACAGAUACUUCCCUUCAUGCUGCCUACAAUUUUGUCACUGGCUUGCAUUCAUGCAAGCCUGACAGGCCAGCCAUUGCAUGGGGAACAUGGGAUCUGAUAGCUAUGGUGGAAAAUGGUAGACACGAUGGACCUGCAACACAUGCAGUUACCUUUGUGUGGAAUGGACCUGAGGGAGAUAAUGUCUUCUUGGUUGGGGAUUUUACGGGGAACUGGAAAGAACCGAUUAGAGCAGUCCACAAAACUGGCCCUAGAUUUGAGGCUGAAGUUAGACUCUCACAGGGAAAGUACUACUAUAAGUACAUUAUAAAUGGACAAUGGAGACAUUCGACAGAUUCAGCGACUGAAAGGGAUGAGAGAGGCAAUACUAAUAAUGUGAUUGUGGUGGGUGAUAUUGCCAGUGUGAGGCCUUCUAUGCAACAGCAGACGAAGGGUGCAAAUAUCAUCAAGGUUAUAGAGAGACCAUUGACAGAAAACGAGCGCUUUAUGCUUGCAAAAGCUGCUCGGUGUAUUGCAUUCUCUAUUUGCCCUAUAAGGCUAGCACCAAAAUAGCGGACUAUACUACUACAGCAUUCUCAUGAAGGCUAGUGGUAACCCAGGUCAGUGAUGUGGUGUGAGAUUGGCGUAUUCAGAAGAAUUAUGAAGGCUAGUAACCCAGGUCAGUAAUGUGUGCGAGAUUGACAUUCAGAGGAAUCAGAAUCGUGAGAUCAACUCAUAGAUCAGUUUAAGAUUUUGACGUUACCAAAUUGAAUAAAUCAGCUAUAUGGCCAUAUGGGUAAAUCAGCUAUAUGGGUUGACCAAACAGGUCAGCAACUCAUUUGGUAGAUAUUAAGUAAGGGAUAGCUGUUGACUGUUGUUAUGAAUAAAAACAUUCUUAAUAGAAAGUUAUAAAUGAUAUUAAUUCUCACAUAUCUUAUC
This is a messenger RNA of Ipomoea nil (Japanese morning glory), 2431 nucleotides long. RefSeq names its product phosphoglucan phosphatase LSF1, chloroplastic. The transcript is spliced from 10 exons. Gene Ontology annotation, molecular function: protein tyrosine/serine/threonine phosphatase activity; protein binding; carbohydrate phosphatase activity. Bases 290 to 2065 code for a protein of 591 amino acids. Gene Ontology annotation, cellular component: chloroplast; starch grain. The record is from RefSeq and is a predicted model, not a curated record. Lineage: Eukaryota; Viridiplantae; Streptophyta; Magnoliopsida; Solanales; Convolvulaceae. Gene Ontology annotation, biological process: protein dephosphorylation; starch catabolic process.